Messenger RNA from Myiozetetes cayanensis, 2569 nucleotides. RefSeq names its product bone morphogenetic protein 5 (gene BMP5). The record is from RefSeq and is a predicted model, not a curated record. The coding region runs from base 690 to 2051 and encodes 453 amino acids. Gene Ontology annotation, molecular function: cytokine activity; growth factor activity. The transcript is spliced from 7 exons. Gene Ontology annotation, cellular component: extracellular region. Gene Ontology annotation, biological process: SMAD protein signal transduction. NCBI's taxonomy places the organism in Eukaryota, Metazoa, Chordata, Aves, Passeriformes, Tyrannidae.
UGUUAUAUUUGUGCCUGCUACAGUUGGAAAUAACAGUUCAGAAGCCGAAAAGGGUUGAAUGGAUUUACAGGAGGUUAUUUUUCGCGAGUAAAUUCAUGGCAACACAUUAAUUUGAUUAGUACAUGCUUUAGAAUUACUUUACACUCAAGCGAUUCAAACGAUGUUAAAGUUAUCACCAGGCUGCUGGACAAAUAUGUGUUACACCACCAAGGUACAGAUCAAGACAAAUCUGUGACUCAGGAUUUAUCUUGGGAAGAGCGCAAGGUGUACGAAGAACUCAGAAUAACAAGGGAAGAUAACUCUGGGAACUACAAUGUGUCAGAAGAACAGCUCUUGCUAAUACAGCUCCCCACCAAAGACCUGGUUAUCUAAGGUUUAUAUAGGAAUGCCUAGGUCAGCUGACAAAAUACUGGUCUUCUGCUCCAUAAAUGCAGAAAAACUGAUAACAACAGUGGAAAAUUGGAAGUCUGAAUUUCAGCUUUCUUAGAAAUAACUGCAACCUGACACAUUCCAUAAUAUUUAAACAGGGUGGGGGGAGAGAAAUCACCAAAGAUGUUACGUUUAGAGAUGACACUGACAUGAAGAAUAGGUAAAUUUUGUUUUUCAGCUACUGGGAAAGCAGACCUCAUAGGAACUCAGAACAAGUAGGAGAAAAUAUUUUUUUUUCUUUGUUCUUUUCCUUUUCAAAGAUGAACCUAACUGCACUCAAAGCUUUCGUGGGCUUGCUCUGGAAUUGCUGGGUUCUGGUGGGUCACGCACAGGGAGGUUUAGGAGACAAUCAUGUCCAUUCGAGUUUUAUUUACAGGAGGCUGCGGAACCAUGAGAGAAGGGAGAUUCAGAGAGAGAUUCUCUCUAUCCUGGGUUUACCUCACAGACCCAGACCAUUUUCACCAGGAAAGCAGGCUUCUUCUGCACCCCUCUUCAUGCUGGACCUGUACAAUGCCAUGACAAAUGAAGAGAAUACUGAGGAGCUGGAAUAUUCACUAAAGGGAUCAAUGGCAGGGGAGAGCAGAGGGAUACGGAAAGGAUACCCUGCCUCUCCAAAUGGAUAUUCACGGAGAAUACAAUUAUCUCGCAUGACUCCCCUGACCACACAGAAUCCUCCCUUAGCCAGCCUGCACGACACCAACUUUCUGAAUGAUGCUGACAUGGUCAUGAGCUUUGUCAAUUUAGUUGAAAGGGACAAGGACUUCUCCCACCAGCGAAGGCACUACAAAGAGUUUCGCUUUGACCUUACUCAGAUCCCGCAUGGAGAGGCAGUGACAGCAGCCGAGUUCCGAAUAUACAAAGAUCGAAGCAACAGCCGCUUUGAGAACGAAACCAUUCAGAUCAGCAUAUACCAGAUCAUCAAGGAGUAUCCAAACAGGGAUGCAGACCUGUUCCUGUUAGACACAAGAAAGGCUCAAGCUUCUGAUGUGGGCUGGUUUGUCUUUGACAUUACUGUGACCAGCAAUCACUGGGUGAUUAAUCCACUGAACAAUCUGGGUUUGCAACUCUGCGCUGAAACUGAGGAUGGUCGAAGUAUCAAUGUUAAGUCUGCUGGCCUGAUUGGAAGACAUGGGCCUCAGUCAAAGCAACCAUUCAUGGUUGCAUUCUUCAAGGCAAGUGAAGUGCUCUUCCGUUCCGUCCGAGCAGCCAACAAUAAAAGGAAAAAUCAGAACCGAAACAAAUCUAGUAGUCAACAGGAGUCUUCUAGGAUGCCAAGCGUUGGGGAUUAUAACACGAGUGAGCAAAAGCAAGCAUGUAAGAAACAUGAACUUUAUGUGAGCUUCCGAGACUUAGGAUGGCAGGAUUGGAUUAUUGCACCAGAGGGCUACGCUGCAUUCUACUGUGAUGGAGAGUGUUCUUUCCCCCUCAAUGCCCACAUGAACGCAACAAACCACGCCAUUGUUCAGACUCUGGUUCACUUGAUGUUCCCUGAUCAUGUACCAAAGCCAUGCUGUGCACCAACAAAACUGAACGCAAUCUCCGUGCUCUACUUUGAUGACAGUUCCAAUGUUAUUUUAAAAAAAUACAGGAAUAUGGUGGUGCGCUCAUGUGGCUGCCACUAGAAUAAAAAAUAAUCUAAAGCAGAGGGUUUUAUUCAAAAUUGUAAUAAAGUCAAGAUAUGAGCCUUGCUGAUGAAAAGGCAGGCCUAAAUUUAUUCCAUUUCAUGUCAUCUCUCAUUUAAUUGUACAGUAUAAUGUAUAUAGUAGCUUUUAUUUAUUUAAAAGUAUAUAGUUUCUUUUGUAUGAGCAAAAUUUCAGAACCAUUUAUUUUAUGGGUCACCUCACCACACAGUAGAAGUUCACAAACUAAUUUUUCAACAGCCCAUGCUGAAAUCUGUUUCAUUCCAUCUCAAUAUUUUAAAGUAAAACCUUUGUACAGAAUUUUUCAAAACUAGAAACUCCAGAACUUCUGUAACGGCUUUGUAUUGUUAAAGGAACUAAAAUACAUUUGGUCAUAUUGUGCCAAUGAAAACUGUGGCGAGGUAUUUAUUUAGAAAAAGACACAGGGGAAAAAACUAAACAAAACUGCUCAGCUAAACAUAUUUUUUCUUUUAGAAGUUCUGCUCCAUUAGAAAAAGUGA